AGGUGGAUUCAGAAAAGGCAGAGGAGUUGACUUCUACCAACAUGAGGGCAGCUGGAAUUCUUCUUGUCUUUUGUCUCUUCUGCUCCAACUUGUCAACAGUGACAUCUAUAAAGUGUCAGGCAUGUGUUGCCCUUGGAGUUGAAUGUGAAGGAGAGGCUGUGAAGGUGGUGGAGUGCAAAGAAGAUGAAUUUUGUUCUACUGUAGUUGUUAAUACUACUCUAACCAAUCUUGCCACGAUCUUAAUUGUCAAGGAAUGCUCAACACGUGAGGGCUGUUUUGAGGGCCUCUUCAGCACCACAAUAGUAGAUGGUAGAUUUGAAGUAGCAAGAGCUACCUGUUGUGACACUGAUGUCUGCAAUGCAGAACCGCUUCUGUUGGAAAAGUAUGAAGCGUUUCAACCAAAUGGAUUACAGUGCCCAGGCUGCUUUGCACUAGAUGAGGAUCAUUGUAAAGCCAAUCAAUCUGUAGUCUGUGUUGGCAAAGAGGAUCAGUGUCUUACCAUAGCUAGUUCCACAGAAGCUUUUGGAAAUUUCACUGAAAAGUCCACUUACCAAGGAUGUACGACACAGAACUCAUGUUCUUUCCCUCUAGGAGUUUCUGAGAUGGCCGGUGGGCUGAUUCGGUUCAAUGUCACCACUCUGGAAUGCAGAAAUGCAUCUUCUUCUGAACCAGAUCUUCAGUUAUAGUUGGGAAGAGCCGAAGCUUCUUUGCAGUUAUUGGGAAAUUUGUAAAAAAAUUAGGAAGUUGGAGAUUUAAUAAUGAGAUAAGUAGAGAUUGGAGUCAAAGAUGCUUUUGAUUCUUACCU
Messenger RNA from Pseudonaja textilis, 805 nucleotides. RefSeq names its product phospholipase A2 inhibitor and Ly6/PLAUR domain-containing protein-like. Gene Ontology annotation, molecular function: phospholipase inhibitor activity. Lineage: Eukaryota; Metazoa; Chordata; Lepidosauria; Squamata; Elapidae. Gene Ontology annotation, cellular component: extracellular region. The record is from RefSeq and is a predicted model, not a curated record.